Molecule: messenger RNA, 888 nt
Organism: Cylindrotheca closterium
Lineage: Eukaryota; Bacillariophyta; Bacillariophyceae; Bacillariales; Bacillariaceae
Source: the annotation of a GenBank genome assembly
AUGGCAGAACAAGACGAAAUCGAGCGUUUGGCUCGUCGUUUGGCUCAGCUUGAGAAAAAGUCCAAUGCAGAGAUUAACGAUUUGAAAGAAAACCUCAAAAAAGCACAAGAAAAAUCCAAUGCAGAUAUUGUCGAUCUAACAGCAAACCUGAAACAAGCACAGCAAGCCUUGGAGGAACAUGUUACGCAAUCGCAGGAAGAGCGAACAUCCUUGAUUGAUUCAAACAGUAACCGUUCGCAAGCCACUCGUGGUGAUAUGUGGCAUGUCAUUGGAAACAAGGAAAUCGACGAAGCGCCUUCGAAUGCUUUCAAGCAGCCGCAAUUCAGACUAUCUAAUGACCUCUGUUCAGUAAUUUGUGCAACCUCAUGGAAACGCCUUCCCUUUUGGCUAUCAGUUUUGAUCAUUGCGGGGUUUCAACUAACAUUGUUUGUGUUGCUGCUUAUUGACCGCGUUGGUUCGAAACGUUGGGUAGACUUUGGUGGAGAAUGCGACGGAAGCGACUUAUUUUGUCGACAUGAACGCCCGCUUGACAUGCCCCCAAAUGUGGAGCCCUUGGUACGAGGAGCACAGGCUUUAUGCCUCAUCAUUGCGCUGUACGAUCAAGAUGACAUUCGCGAUGGACUUGAAGGAUUUUAUGCUGGCAUUCCAGUGGACUACAAGGGGAGCACCCAUUUUCGAAACAUGACUCGGUCUCGGUGGAACUUGAGCUGUUUCUUCCGAAUGCUGCAGGGCAUUCUGGGUGUAUUAUGCGCAUUUGUAUUGCUCGUACAAGCCGAUACAGUGUUUGACGUGCUUCUCAAUUUCCUCGGUGUCAAAUUUAUUGCAGGUGAGUUGUCGUCAUCGUUGUUGAGGCUAGAUUACUUCGAUCAUAUUUCCUAUCGAAGAUAG